AUGCUUGAUUUUUUUUUUUUUUUAACAAUAUCAUCAUCAAAUAUAGUCCUAAUACAUCAAAAUCUAAGAAAAAUUGCAACAAACAAGGCGGAAAUUUUCUGGGAGAAGACAGAUCUGGGUCGGAAGGAGGGAUCCCACCCACGGGAUCAAGCUCCGUUCGUCUCCCUCACCAUCCUUCCCGAAAAUCCCUCUGUUUCAGAAAAUACCUAACCCAAGACAGAGUAGCAGAGAUGGAAGAAAACUGAGGAGGCCGGCCGGCUAGCUGCUGUGCGAUGGAGAGGAUGGUGACCGGCUACUGUGAGGCGCAGAAAAGACCACAGAUCCGUGGCUAUUGAUGUCGGCUCUCUCCAAAAUCAGAAAAAUGGAACCCAAGAACAAAUCUGAAUUCAAACCCCUUUUAUCCGAUUGCUCCUCUUCAAAACCAGAUCUCAAACAUUCCUCACUUUCUAGUUGCUGCGUCUUGCUCUUCUCCCCAAAAACCAGAUCUGCAAGAUCUCCAGGAGGAAGAAGGCUGAGGUAAAGUGAAAGGAAAGAGAGAAGGCUGGGAGCAGAAGAAAGCUCUAAGGACUUUUAGCCACUGCCCUCUUUUCGUUUUGGUUGCCGAAUUCUUCUUUUGAUUUGGUGGUGACCGAGGAUGGUGAUGGAGGCUGUGAUGAUGAAGAAAUCGGCAAGAAGAUGGUGAAGAUCUGAAUCCAAAGGGUUCUUUUUAUUUUUUUUUUUGGGAGGCUUGCGGCUAGGGUCCUUUUUCUUUAGAAAGGAGAAGGGUCGAGAGAGAGGAGAUUUUUUUUUGGUCUGCCGUCCCCCCUCAUUGCCGA
Rubroshorea leprosula is the source of this 815-nucleotide messenger RNA. Lineage: Eukaryota; Viridiplantae; Streptophyta; Magnoliopsida; Malvales; Dipterocarpaceae. The record is from the annotation of a GenBank genome assembly.